UCGGGGAUAAAGCCGCGCCGGGCGCCCGGAGCGCCGAGCCCGCAGCUGCCUGCCGGCCCCGCGGAUCGUCGGAGCGGCCCGCGUCGGUGCCCGGCGCCCUAGGGUCCGACUCGCGCGCUCCGGGGCCCCCGGUGCCCACUCGCCGCCGCGCCCGGAUUCACCCUAAAACUCUGCUCAGCUCCCAAGAUGUGGCCACCCAAGAUACACGCACUUUUCUGCCUCUGUGGCUGCCUCGCACUGGCUCAUCCAUUUGACUGGCAAAAUCUAAGUCCUAUUGGCCACAUUAAGUCAUCAGCAUGGAUAAACAAAAUACAAUAUCUGAUGUCUGCUGUAAACUCUAGUCAAACACGGAUCCCAAGAGGAAAAGGACCUUACUCUGUUGGUUGUACAGACUUGAUGUUUGAGUACACUCGUGAGGGCUCCUUCUUGCGUUUGUAUUAUCCAUCCAAAGGAGAUGAUCAUGCUGAAGCCAUCUGGAUCCCAAACAAGGAAUACUUUUUUGGUCUUAGUAAGAUUCUUGGAACAAACUGGUUAAUGGGCAAAGUUUUGAACUUACUAUUUGGUUCAAUGACAAUUCCUGCAAACUGGAAUUCCCCUCUGAGGACUGGUGAAAAAUAUCCAUUAAUUAUUUUUUCUCAUGGUCUUGGAGCAUUCAGGACACUUUAUUCUGCCAUUGGCAUUGACCUGGCAUCUCAUGGAUUUAUUGUUGCUACUGUAGAACACAGAGAUGAGUCUGCAUCUGCCACUUACUACUUCCAAAAUCAGUCUGCUGCAGAAACAGGGAACAAGACUUGGGUGUAUCUUAAAAUCCCAAAACAAGAGGAAUCAUCUGAACGAAAUAAACAGGUACGGCAAAGAGCCAAGGAGUGUUCCCGAGCUCUCAGUUUGAUUCUUGACAUUAAUCAUGGAAAGCCAGUGAAGAAUGUCUUGGAUCUACCUUUUGAUAUAAAGCAGCUGAAGGAUUCUAUCGAUAAAAAUAAAAUAGCAGUAAUGGGACAUUCUUUUGGUGGAGCCACAGUUCUUCAGACUCUUAGUGAAGAUCACAGAUUCCGAUGCGGUAUUGCCCUGGAUGCAUGGAUGUUUCCAUUGGGUGAUGAAGUAUAUUCCAGAAUUCCUCAACCCCUUUUUUAUAUUAACUCUGAGCGGUUUCAAUAUCAUAAAAAUAUUGAAAAAAUGGAACAAAGCUACUUACCGGGUAAAGAAAGAAAAAUGAUCACAAUCAGGGGCUCAGUCCAUCAGAAUUUUGCUGAUUUCACUUUUGUAACUGGCAAAAUAACUGCUUACAUAUUUGCAUUAAAAGGAAAAAUAGAUUCGAAUGUAGCAAUUGAUCUUUCCAACAAAGCCUCAUUAGCAUUCUUACAAAAGCAUUUGGGACUUCAGAAAGAUUUUGAUCAGUGGGACUGCUUGAUUGAAGGGGAUGAUGAUAAUCUCAUUCCAGGGAGCAAUAUUAAGAUGAUCAACAGGAACGUCACUGUACAUCACUCUAUAGAAUGAAGAAAUAGAAUCUAGAUUAGUUUCUUAAAAGAUCUUGUUUGAGGGGACAUAGCUCUUUUUAAAAAAGCAUUUACCUUGCAUUUAUAAGGCACUGGAUUUCAGUCACCAGUACUAUAAAAAUAAAUAUUUGUAAGAUAUCUCAGUGGCCAUUCUUCACAUGUUUCAGUCAUAUAAGGCCCUGAGCUGUAUUCCUGAAAUUGCAAUAAAUGAAUAGUAACUGUAUUGUCUGAAAAAUAUCUAGAGAAUGUAGCUCACUGGUAGAGAAUUUGCCUUGCAUGUGUGUGGUCCUGCAUUUAAUCUUUUGCAUUGAGAAAAAAUGAAUACAAAUAAUUAAAAUGUCUAAAAAAUGUAAAUGGCAAUGUAUUUUUAAAAUAACUCAUUAAAAUGUGGACUAUACCAUAAAAGUGA
Molecule: messenger RNA, 1902 nt
Organism: Sorex araneus (European shrew)
Lineage: Eukaryota; Metazoa; Chordata; Mammalia; Eulipotyphla; Soricidae
Gene: PLA2G7
Product: phospholipase A2 group VII
Exons: 12
Coding region: 187-1494 (435 amino acids)
Molecular function (GO): 1-alkyl-2-acetylglycerophosphocholine esterase activity
Source: RefSeq, a predicted model, not a curated record